Molecule: messenger RNA, 1865 nt
Organism: Meloidogyne enterolobii
Lineage: Eukaryota; Metazoa; Nematoda; Chromadorea; Rhabditida; Meloidogynidae
Source: the annotation of a GenBank genome assembly
UUGUGUAGAGCCUUUAAACGAAGAAGAGAAGUGUAAACAAAAAGAAUGUGCUCAUUGGGAAGAGUGGGGACUGUGGGGAGAUUGUAAAGUUGAAAAAUGUGGAGAACAAGGACAAAGAACAAGGCAUAGAAAUUGUUCGGUCGAAGAUUAUAAAGGAAAUUCCUCAAUGGGAUGUGCUGGCGAAUCUUUUCAGAACGAAACUUGUAUUAGCGACAUAAACAGCAUUACAAGUUUAGACUGUCCAAUUAAAGGAGGAGAAGCUUCUGUUGAUGGACAAUGGGGAAAAUGGCAUCCAUGUUCUGUUAGUUGUGGAAUUGGUUUUCAAUUUAGAGAACGUAUGUGUGGGGACAAGCCUUGUCCUGGAGGGGGAAAACAAGCUAGAACAUGUCAUGCACAGGUAGAUAGAUUAUUUUUCGCCUCUUCAAUUAUGUCUAAAAAUAAUUAUUUUAAAACAAAAAAGGAUUGUUCUCGUGUUUUGAAUGCUCCUGUUUGGAGUGAUUGGUCUCUUUGGUCUGCCUGUUCCCAUUCUUGUGGGCAAGGAUUACAACAACGCUACCGUCGCUGUUUAAACGGCAUUUGUCCCAAUAAAGAGCCUCUAACUGAGAGUAAACGCUGUUGGACAAAUUGGUCUUCAUGGACUUUUUGUUCAACUUGUAGUGUUUUCGAAACACGGAAAAGGCAUAGAAAGUGUGUUGUUCAAGUAGCAAAGACUGAAGAAAAUGAAGAUUGGGGUGAAAGGGAAUUAGGGAAUGAAGCUUGUAAUGGUGCCCCAAUAGAAUUUGAUACUUGUGAACGUUCCUGUAUUCGUGAAGGAGGGUUGAUUAAUGGGACACUAGAUGAUGAUCAAAAAGUUGAAAGAAGAUUCUCUCAAACGACAUCUCCUCUCGAAAACCGUCAUUGGACUGACUGGGGUGAAUGGAGUGCUUGUUCUGUCAGUUGUGGAUAUAAUGGACGUCAAAGUAGAACACGCAAAUGUAAAUAUAAUUUAGUAUUUCUUUGUGACGAGGAUGUUUCACGUGAAGAAAGAGAUUGUGAACCUAAACCUCCUGAAUGUAUUAAGGAGGAAGAUUUAGUCCUUCAAAAAAGGCAAAUUCUCUAUCCAAUUUGGUCAGAAUGGAGUGAUUGGUCUGCUUGUUCUUGCUUCUCUUUAACAAGCUACAGGCGGCGUUUCUGUAGAAUACAUGACCCACAACUUAAGGGUUUCUGUCCCGGUUCAAUAAUAGAGCAACGCCCAUGUACACUUUCAAAUAACGAUGACCCUAUGCAGUGUGCUGCUAUAGUUGGAGGAUGGUCUUCUUGGUCAGAAUGGUCUCAAUGCUCGCAAGAUUGUGGCCAAAAAGGUCAUCGUGUUAGGAACAGAAUGUGUGCCAAUCCCUUACCUUCAAACCGAGGUGCUUAUUGUGUUGGCUUUUCUUUUGACCAAACUCCUUGUGAUCCUCCUAAAGCAAAAUGUCAGGGUCCCCAAAUUGAUGGAAAUUGGAGUGCUUGGAGUAAAUGGUCACAAUGUUCUAAUCCCUGCAUUAAUGGGCAGCGUUCUAGAGCUAGGUAUUGCUCAAAUCCUAGACCAAAGAAUGGUGGAAGAAAUUGUUCAGGCAGUGAUUUCGAGUUACAAGCAUGUUCUGAGCCUACAAUUUGUGGUCUAUGUGAGUAAAAUAAAUUUUAUGCACAUUUCUUAUUCUCACAGCACUAAAUAAUACCUCACUUUUUAACAACUCACUUUCAUCCACCUCACUAAUUCCACAAUGGUCUUCUUGGUCAGCCUGGUCAAAUUGCAGUUCAGAAAGUUGUGGUUUUGCUCUUCGUAGAAGAAAUAGGCAAUGUAUUUUGUUGGAGGAUGAAAAGUUACUUUAUUGUGAGGGUAUAGC